Messenger RNA from Vairimorpha ceranae, 369 nucleotides. RefSeq names its product enzymatic polyprotein endonuclease reverse. The coding region runs from base 1 to 369 and encodes 122 amino acids. The transcript has a single exon. Lineage: Eukaryota; Fungi; Microsporidia; Nosematidae. The record is from RefSeq and is a predicted model, not a curated record.
AUGGAAGACAAAACAAAUAUGUUUAGUCUAGCCUUUCCAAUUGAAAAGAAAACAAGCGACCUGAGAAUAGUUAUUGAUUAUAGAAAAACCAAUAAACACAUAAUUGAUGGACCGUAUGAAAUUCCAAAAAUAUUUGAAACACUACAACUUUUGGAAAGAAAAGCAUUUUUUACCAAAAUAGACCUCAAAAACGGAUUCGAUCAAAUAUCUAUUGACAAGCAAAGCAGCAAAAUUACAGGAUUUAUGAUGUUCAACAAAAUCUACACCUAUAAACGUAUUCCGUUUGGAAUAAAAUCAGGCCCCAAUUUUUUCCAAAAAUAUGUCUGUGAAAUAUUAUCCGAUGUAAACUCGCUUUGGAUACAUAGAUGA